GAAUUGAUAAUGACCUAUUCGUACCUGAUCAAGCUGAUCGUGAUCGGAGACACCGGCGUGGGCAAGUCCAACCUGCUCAAGCAGUUCACCGUCGGGCAGUUCCAUGAGAAGUAUGUCGCCACUAUUGGUGUUGAGUUUGGGGCCAAGGUACUGCGCAUCCGCGGCUGCAACCUCAAACUGCAGAUCUGGGACACGGCUGGCCAGGAGGCCUUUAUUUCCAUCACCCGGGGGUACUUUCGGGCGGCUAUCGGGGCCCUCGUGGUGUUUGAUGUCACGUCCAGGGACAGCUUUCAGAGUCUAGGCAGGUGGAUCUCCGAGGCCAAUUAGCAUGGCUCUGAGCUGAUGAGCUUCAUCCUGGUGGGCAACAAACUCGACCUGGCCUCGGAGCGGCAGGUCACCAAGGAGGAGGCCGCCCGGUUUGCCUCCGAAAAUAACAUGGCGUACUUCGAGGCGUCGGCCAAGACCGGGCACAACGUGUACGAGAUCGAGGCGGGGCAGAUCGAGCUGGACACGGAGUACGGGGUGCGGACUGGCCCCGAGUACAAGGGCAGCACCGUCGCCUCAACCGAGCUGCAGCUCGGCGAGGGGGAGGGCCGCGCCUCCACCCUGAGCAGGUGCAAAUGCUGA
This is a messenger RNA of Hippocampus zosterae (dwarf seahorse), 627 nucleotides long. RefSeq lists its product as uncharacterized. The transcript has 2 exons. Lineage: Eukaryota; Metazoa; Chordata; Actinopteri; Syngnathiformes; Syngnathidae. The record is from RefSeq and is a predicted model, not a curated record. Gene Ontology annotation, cellular component: Golgi apparatus. Gene Ontology annotation, molecular function: GTP binding; GTPase activity.